Tricharina praecox is the source of this 1335-nucleotide messenger RNA. RefSeq lists its product as uncharacterized. The transcript has 3 exons. Bases 125 to 1327 code for a protein of 400 amino acids. The record is from RefSeq and is a predicted model, not a curated record. NCBI's taxonomy places the organism in Eukaryota, Fungi, Ascomycota, Pezizomycetes, Pezizales, Pyronemataceae. Gene Ontology annotation, biological process: lipid metabolic process.
AGAAGAGAGAGACCGUGUUGAGACUCUGUGUUUGAGAGGAGAGACCUUGUCGGGACCUUGUGUACGUACCGAUAUCGUACACAUACCCACGUCCUCCCCCUCCGAUGCAUCACCACCGCCCACGAUGAACUUUGGCGAAAUCAACGGUCCCGACAGGGCGGUAUUCCUCGGAUUGCAGCGAUCACUCCCGCACGUCCUGUUACUAUCCCCACACCCGGAGGCCGCGCUCCUCGGGCGUCCGCAGCUUUCGAUCCCCGCGCUCCUGACCUUCCACGCGUUCCUCGUCAUCCCCUUCCUCAUCCCGCCCUUCCCGCUCAACCGUCAUCUCUUCCUCGGACUCCUCACCGCGCUACUCAUCUCCAUCGUGCGGUCGACAACCGGGCUAGGCCAGGCCGAGGACUAUGUCCUCUCCAUCAUCUGCGUCGGCUUCUACCAGCGCUUCGUCAGCUUCUUCGUCUGCUCGCCGCCGCCGCAGAAGAACGUCGCGCUCGCGCGCCCGGGGAAGGAGGGCUACUUCGGCACGUGGGGGCUGAAGGAUCGGCUGCUGGCGCUGUGGGCGAUGUAUAACAACACCCGCGGCGUGGGGUGGGCGUGGGAAGUACGUACGCGGGGCUACGCGUCCACGCCAGCCCUCCCGCGAUGGACCUUCGUCCGCGAGCAGCUCCGCAAGCUCGCAUUAAUCCUCGCGCUCACAGUCCCCAGCCACAUCCUGUACCCGACAGUGGCCGAAGUCGUCACGGCGCCCUUUUGGGUCCGCAGCUAUCGCAGCAACCUGUGCGUCUUCGGGAUCUACAGCAUCGUCAACGGCAGCUACAUCUUGCACUCCGUUGUCUCAGUCUCUCUCGGCUUCUCCACUCCCGAGGAGUGGCCGCCCCUCUUCGGCAGCAUCACCAGCUGCUGGAGUGUCCGGCGAGCGUGGGGCUUCUGGCACCAAAGCCUGACGCUUCCCGCACUGCAGCACGCAACCUACUUCUCGCGCCUCCUAGGUGUGCGACAGUCGCACCUCCUCACGGUGCUGACGGGGUUCACGCUCAGCGCGGUGCUGCACGCGCUGCCGGCAUGGACGAUCUCGCGCACCGACGGGGGGAUGGUGGUUUACUUCCUUUUGCAGGCGGUGGGGAUCGGGCUCGAGGAGUUUUGUGGGCGGCCGCUGGGAGGAGUGCUCGGUGUGCAAGGGCGCGCGGGGAGAGUGGUAGGGUGUGUAUGGAUGCUUGCGUGGUUCGCGACCACAAACGUGCUCUUUGUCGAGGGCCUCGUGGCGGUGGGAAUGCAGCCGGUCGUCGACUGGAGGUGGGCGUUGGGGUAUGAAACCGUUCGGAUUAACUGAACUGAAUC